CGGCAAGUUUUCCUUAAAGUAACUUUCUCUGUGAUUAAGUUUAGUAGUUUUGCGGUGUCAAAGGCGAAGGAAUCACCGCAAAGAUGAAGUUGUGUAAAACUUUCCUCGAAAAUGAGUUCAGAGGGCAGCUGCUGAGCCAGAGGUGGACACGAGGGGACAGAGUCAGCAGCUGUGAGAGCAAGAGGAGUAGGAGACAAAAAAUGAGCCAAGACGCAGAUGAUAAGCGGACAAGGACACGCUCAAAAGGAAUCAGAGUUCCUCUUGAGCUUGUCGGACAAGAAUACAGCUGCCCUACUCCGGGAUGCGAUGGUUUAGGCCAUGUCAGUGGAAAGUAUGCACGACAUAGAAGUGCACUGGGCUGCCCGUUGGCCAAGAAAAGAAAACUCCAGGAAGCUGAAGAGAAUCUGCCAGCCCCUAAAAAAAAGCCUAAUCUCCUAAAGCUGGCCAUGGAUGAUGGGUUCAAUGCAGAUAGUGACACAAACAGUGAAACCGAAACAAAAGAUGAGGGAGUGGAGUCUGAAGAAGACACUGCUGAUAAGGUGAUGGAGGUGAAGGAAAAGUCACCUGCAUCAGAAGCAAUGACAGAAGAAAGUUCACAAGUGAACUUAGAAGAGAAAGAGACACCAAUCAGACAAACAAGUCCAGUGCCAGAGAUUGAAAUUGAAAAGGAGGAGGCCAAUAUUGAGAGCACGCCCAUCCAGCAAAUCACCAUGGAUACCGAGGCAGAGGAGGAGCUACAGGUUGCUGAAGAGAUUCAGGCAAGAGAGGAAGAGGUUGAGGAGGAAGCAGAAGAGAUUACAGAAGAGGAGCGAGUGACCCAGCAGCUGAAAGAGACCGACGAGCCUGUGACAACAGUUGAGGAAGAAGAGGAGGACGAUGAGGAAGAUGAAGAGGGGGAGGAGGAAACACAAUGUUUGAGCCAGAAGAACAACUCGGACCACCAGUACUUCAGCGGUGACUUUGGCAAAAUGCAGACCAAAGAGACUGGGGAGCUGGAGAGGGACAGUGAAGAUGAGGAUGAGGAAGGAGAUGAGGAGGAGGAGGAAGAACAAUCCCAAGUAGAGCCUUCCUCCCUAAUGGCCCCCGUACCCACUGUUUCAGCUCAGGAAUUAGAUGUGAUGACACAUGGCAACAUAAAUCUAGACCAUCAUCUUGGCGAAGAUGAGGAGGAGGAGGAGGAUGAAGAUGAGAGAGACGAUGCUUCAGAUAAAGACUCGCCCACUGUAGUCAUCGAGCUCGGUUCAGAUGGAGAGGAAGAGGAAGAAGAGGAAGAGGAGGAUGACGGAGAGGAGGAGGAGGAGGAGAUUGAUGAAGCAGAUGAUGAUGAUUUAGACAGCAUGUCACAGAGGUCAGAGGUCACUGAUGACUCGGAGACAUACGACAUGACACGAGGGAACCUGGGACUCCUGGAACAGGCCAUUGCACUUAAAGCUGAACAAACCGGCCACAGUUCUGAAGAGAGCUACUCUCCUGAGCAGCAGCCCUACCACAGCUUAGACGACAGGACGAGUAAGGUCAUGGACAUCGCCGCUCGGAGAGCAUACUAUGGCAAAGACGGUUCUAGAUUAGAGAAGAAGGAAGUAAAGUGCCCUACUCCAGGAUGUGAUGGCACAGGUCAUGUGACUGGACUAUAUCCACACCACCGCAGCCUUUCUGGGUGCCCACACAAGGACAGAAUCCCUCCAGAGAUCUUGGCAAUGCAUGAGAACGUACUGAAGUGUCCCACACCUGGAUGCACUGGGCAGGGACACGUGAACAGCAACCGCAAUACACAUCGCAGCCUCUCUGGAUGUCCUAUUGCUGCUGCAGGGAAACACAAAAGCCAUGACAAGCAGUCUCAGCCGCAGACCUCUGUCAUUGAUCCUGCCUCUGUAGGCUCAAACUCUGACAGAGUUCUCAGGCCAAUGUGUUUUGUAAAGCAGCUGGAGAUCCCUCAGUAUGGUAGCUACAGGACAAAUGCCAUGCCGGCUACUCCUCGUGCCAACCUGGCCAAGGAGCUGGAGAAGUAUUCCAAGGUGUCCUUUGACUAUGCAAGCUUUGAUGUACAGGUGUUUGGCAAGCGCAUGCUUGCACCUAAGAUGCCCACCAGCGAAACCUCACCUAAAGCCUUCAAAUCAAUAUUAAUUCCUAAAGCCCCAUCCCCAAGCCACAGCCUGUCUGGAGGCUACACCAAAAGCAGCUCCUCUUCCACCUCAAGUGGGUACGACUACACCCAUGAUGCCGAAGCCGCACACAUGGCUGCCACUGCCAUCCUCAACCUGUCCACCCGCUGCUGGGAGAGACCCGAAAACCUCAGCACCAGACCACCAGAUCAGGCCGGCAAAGACAUGGACAUUGAGGUGGAUGAAAACGGUACACUGGACCUCAGCAUGAAAAAACCCAAAAGGGAAGGAGUCAGGUCACCAGAUCCAUCCUCCUCCUCGUCAUCGUCUUCUCAACACCAUGGCGUCACCUCGCCUCACUCCAGCCACACCUACAAGCAAGAGGAGUGGGAGGGGCCUCUGGACUACACCAAGUCAAACCGACAGAAAGAGGAGGAGCCAGAGGAGGUGGAGUACACCACACACUCAUACGCCUCCUCUGAUGGAGAAGAUGAUGAUGGCACUCAGGAGGGAGCAGAGGACAGGACGUACCCCGGUGAGGUCACAACCUCCAGCUAUAAGGUCAAAUUUCAGCCCAAGGACCUCAAAAAAGAGAUCUUGCUAUGUCCCACCCCAGGUUGUGAUGGCAGUGGGCAUAUAACUGGGAACUAUGCAUCUCACCGAAGUCUCUCUGGUUGUCCCCUUGCUGAUAAAAGUCUUCGGACCCUCAUGGCUGCCCACACUGCUGAACUCAAAUGCCCUACCCCAGGUUGUGAUGGAUCAGGACACAUCACUGGAAACUAUGCUUCCCAUAGAAGUCUGUCUGGAUGUCCACGUGCCAAGAAGGGAGGAAUCAAAACCACCCCGACAAAGGAUGACAAGGAAGACUCUGAGCUCAUAAAGUGCCCGGUGCCAGGUUGUGACAGUCUGGGGCAUAUCAGUGGGAAAUACGCCACCCACCGCAGUGCCUAUGGGUGCCCGCUGGCAGCACGCCGGCAGAAAGAGGGCAUGUUAAAUGGCACACCAUUCUCCUGGAAGGCCUUCAAGACUGAGGGCCCGACCUGCCCCACGCCGGGAUGUGAUGGAUCAGGACAUGCCAAUGGCAGCUUCCUCACUCAUCGCAGCCUGUCAGGUUGCCCUAGAGCUUCAGCUAACAAGAAGAGAGCCAGGUUCCCAGGAGAUGACUACAUCAGCAAGAAAUUCAGGGCAAGUGAUGUGCUAGACAAUGAUGAAGAUAUUAAACAGCUAAACAAAGAGAUCAAUGAACUGAAUGAGUCGAACUCUGAGAUGGAAGCAGACAUGGCCAACCUCCACACACAGAUCUCAUCCAUGGAGAAGAACCUCAAGAGCAUGGAGGAGGAGAAUAAGCUGAUAGAGGAAAAGAAUGAGGCUCUGUUCAUGGAACUGUCAGGCCUGAGCCAGGCUCUCAUCCGCAGCCUUGCCAACAUCCGUCUACCACAGAUGCAAGAGCCAAUCACCGAGCAGAACUUUGACGCCUACGUGGACACGCUGACCCACAUGUUUACUGAUAAAGAGUGCUAUCAAAACCCAGAAAACCGAGCUCUGCUGGAGUCCAUCAACCAGGCCGUCAAAGGUAUCGAGGUGUGAGCAGCUGAAAGACACUGUGGGUUGAAUAACCAGACCAACUACGUGAAAAAAAAAAAAA
This is a messenger RNA of Danio rerio (zebrafish), 3747 nucleotides long. NCBI's taxonomy places the organism in Eukaryota, Metazoa, Chordata, Actinopteri, Cypriniformes, Danionidae. The record is from RefSeq and is a predicted model, not a curated record.